This is a messenger RNA of Mesorhabditis spiculigera, 348 nucleotides long. The record is from the annotation of a GenBank genome assembly. NCBI's taxonomy places the organism in Eukaryota, Metazoa, Nematoda, Chromadorea, Rhabditida, Rhabditidae.
AUGGCAGAAAUCAGCCGGUGCGAUGACGGCAAUGCGAACAUGCACACAGAACUCGACUGGUGCAUGAAGGCCGAGGUCACGGCGGAUGAAGAGCUCACCGAAGAUGAGGAAGUCGCCUUGGACGAAGAGCUCGCCGAGAUGGCAGACAAUUUAGCACCCUCCGUUCAGCUACGAUUAUGGCUCGCUAUGAAGAACACUUCCCAAUGCUCGGAUCUGACCUCUACCAUCGAGAUCAAACGAGAGCGACCACCAGACCAUGAAUUCGAGCAACUCGGGGCCUGUCGGAACCACCCCGACCCAUUCGGGAAAGGCAUCUCCAAAAGGCUUAAAGGGACCUCAGGCUUGCAU